UGCGCCUUUUGAAAAAUGGCCGAAGCGGUUGAAAAGGGCCGGCCACCUGCGAGCGUCGCGCUCCACGCCUGGCUAGUGCGACGCUUGACUUGGUGACUGUCAGCGUGGCCUUCGCAACUGAGGGGGAAAGGAAACCAGGUGGAGUCGCCCAGGAAGUGGCCGCCCGCCAUGCUUGUGCUGCUUUGCAGAUGGGCCACUCCAAGCAUUUUCUGCUGGGCAUGAAUGUCUAUUGUUCUACAAGGCCUGCUCGCAGCGCCAACGCAUCUACCGAGGCACACCCUCACGGAAAAACAAAAGCUUCUAUAACGUCAGGUUGAAGUCCAAAGACUUUGCUUGGCUAAGAGGAAGAUCCUCUUUUUUGUCACGUCCACAAAUUUGACCUCGACAAGUUUCCAACUGCAGAUGCUACAUAUGUGGGGGGCGCGCACGGGCCAACCACGACGGCAAUGUGCCGCAUCUUAGUCGACAUGAAAAACCAUGACGAGAGCCUUCAACCGAGUUGCCACGAAAGGUGCUGGGAAUGCGGCUGCAUCCUGUCUCACUGGUACUACGAGCGAGACGGCCGACCGCACUGCAAGAAGCACUACUGGCAGCGUUACGGCGAAAAAUGUCACGGCUGCAGCGAGACGCUCCAACCGGGACUCGUCAUGGUUGCCGGAGAACAAAAGUUCCACCCCGAAUGCUUCACGUGCAAGAAGUGUCACAUAUUCAUUGGAGACGGAGACAGCUACACGCUGGUGGAACAAGCCAAUCUCUUCUGCGGUCGGUGUUUCAGUCAGGCCGCGGCAGCGUCAGCCGUCGAGAGGCCGCACACGGUGGCGCUGGUAACGCUUCCCGCACAGACAGAUGGCCAUCGAGGUCUGCAGGUGGCCACCGGACUCGGCCAAGGAAGCGGUCCGCUGGUUACCGUGACAGCGUUAGACUCGGACACCCUCGCUCCUGACCUGCUGCCUUCGGUCCACGUUGGAGACAACAUCCUGGAAGUCAACGGCAUUCCCGUCCACAACGUUUGCCCCGACGAGGUCGCGCACGUGAUCCAGGACACGAGCCAACCACUGCAGCUGACCGUCGAACACAAUCCACGGUCCGAGACCGCCGCCGACGUCCACGCAGACCUCAACCGCGUCUGUGAAAACGUACCCUGCGCACACGCGCUCCCAAACCUGGAUGAGGAGCCUGUGUCGGGGGUGGAGACGGUGGCGCCCAUCAGGACGGGUCUCUUCUCGCCUCACCGGCGAGGAGCCGCGGGAGCGCGAUCGCGAAACAUCUUGCGCAGCUGCAGCAUCGAAAAGUCUUCUCUGUCACUCUCAUCCCAGCGGAAAGACAUGGUGCGCUCAGAGUCUCUGCGUACCGACCCCGAAGAUCGAACCCAUCGCAUCUUCAGGCCUUCGGACCUCAUCCACGGAGAAGUGCUGGGCAGAGGCUUCUUCGGACAGGCCGUCAAGGUGACGCAUCGGGAGACAGGAGAGGUGAUGGUGAUGAAAGAGUUGAUACGUUUUGAUGAGGAGACGCACAAGACUUUCCUGAAGGAGGUCAAGGUGAUGCGCUGUCUGGAUCAUCCCAAUGUCCUCAAGUUCAUUGGACUAUUCUACAAGGACAAGCGCAUACACUUUGUGUCCGAGUACAUCCAGGGAGGAACGCUCAGAGAAACCAUUGCCAAAAUGGACACUAACUUUGCGUGGAACGUCAGAGUGAGUUAUGCCAAAGACAUUGCGGCUGGGAUGGCAUAUUUACACUCCGUGAACGUCAUCCACCGCGAUUUAAACUCAUACAACUGCCUGGUCAAAGAGAAUCAGUCCGUGGUGGUGGCGGAUUUCGGUCUGGCUCGUUUGGUGACCGCGGAGAGGAAUCGCAGCAGAACAUCUUCUCUGGAUCAAGCUCCGCGAGGAACCUUGUCGGAGCUCCGCAAGCCGGACCGCAGGAAGCGCUACACGGUGGUUGGGAACCCCUACUGGAUGGCCCCGGAGAUGAUCCACGGGAAAAGCUACGAUGAACGGGUGGACAUCUUUUCCUUCGGAAUCAUGAUUUGUGAGCUCAUCGGAAGGGUGAGCGCCGACCCGGACUUCCUCCCUCGGCGGAACGACUUUGGUUUGAACGUGGCCGCCUUCAUUGAGCGGCACCAGCCCUCGCGGUGCCCUCCGGCCUUCCUGCCGCUGGCCGCCCUCUGCUGCGACCUGGAUGCCGACCAAAGGCCUUCCUUCUCCAAGCUGGAGGAGUGGCUGGAAAAUCUCCUGAUGCACUUGGACAUCGGCCUGCCCCUCCGCUCCGAGGUGGAGCGCCUCCGCGCGAGCUUCUGGCGCAGCCGCGGUUCGGAAGCGGGAACCUCGUCCGCUUGGCCUCCGCGCCGCCAGGGUCCCGAGACGUCUCCCGACGACGAACGCGCUGACAAUCAUCCAGUUCCUCAAAGCGCAAACUGCACACUUCUGAACACUUGCGAGCACCUGAAUCCAAAAGUCGCAGAGCAAAAUAUGAACGGCAGCCCGCCGACGGACGGACCGUUGGUGUCCGACGCCUCUGAAAGUGGCGAACGUGCACGGGACUACUCGGGAGACACCCAAAGCCAAAGAGACUCCUCCCGAGUGGACAGUGUGCCCGCAAACCCAUCCGGUCGGUCCAGGAGGACCUGCAGAGUUUUGUGGAACAGUAACACAAAGGACGAAGCAACAAACGUCCACCGCGUAAAAGCCGGCAUCGAGGAAAAGCCGGCAUAUGUUUCAGUAUACGGUCAAGCAUACGGAGCGGCUGACAACAAUUAGCGAGGACACCGGAAACAACGGCGCGUCGGCAGCGAACGUCAAAGCCAACUGCCACGUGCUUGUCUUCCAAACGCAGCGAGCGUUUGGGGCCAAGGGGAGGGGUGGACAGUUCACGGCUAUUCUGAAGGGACAACUUGAUAGGAGUUCAAGGCACCGACGCACUCAAAAAGCGCGCGUUAGAUCACAAGGUGGAAAUCGGAACCAAAUGUAGAGAGUUUGGAAUGCGCUCUUACUUACUGCAUCACAAGGCACGAAAGUCCAUUUCCAUUUCCAUCCAGAUCGACUUCCCACAAAAGACUCCUCCUACCUCUGUAUUCGACAGAGCACGCUGAUCUUCAUUUUGCACUUGGGUGGGGCUUUUCUCGUAUCGGCCUUGGUCAGAUGAAGCUGCGGUUAAAAGCGGUGAAGAAACAAACUUCACUUGCAUUGACAACAACGACGCUAAUCAUUUAAUGAAUGCACUUCAAGUGUUACUGCUCUGAAAUAAGGCUGUUUGGCGGAUAUUGUAUGACAAACAUUUGAAUGUUAUGGGGUUUUGUUUAUGGGUUGUUGGGGGGUUGUCAUUUCAAACCAUAAAUAAGUUGAAUCCCUUCAUGUAGUUUUACGUAUACACAACUUGAUGGAGAACUACAUUUGACAUUAGAAUCAAGGGUAAUAGUUUGUGCAACUCGGGUGACUGUAAAAGGGGCUUUGGCAACCAAAACUAGUGAUGACAUUAAGGCCCACAGCCCAGGCAGGUCCAAUGUUAAGCUAACUUAGCUCAGGGAUGCCAAGUUAAAAAAAAAAAGAAACGGUCACUCGGGUUUGAUGGUAUUAGUCGUCCUUUCUUGUUUUUGUGU
This is a messenger RNA of Hippocampus comes (tiger tail seahorse), 3595 nucleotides long. Its product is annotated as LIM domain kinase 1-like. The record is from RefSeq and is a predicted model, not a curated record. Gene Ontology annotation, cellular component: cytoplasm; nucleus; neuron projection. Gene Ontology annotation, molecular function: ATP binding; protein binding; protein serine/threonine kinase activity. The coding region runs from base 447 to 2756 and encodes 769 amino acids. Gene Ontology annotation, biological process: actin cytoskeleton organization; protein phosphorylation; positive regulation of stress fiber assembly. Lineage: Eukaryota; Metazoa; Chordata; Actinopteri; Syngnathiformes; Syngnathidae. The transcript is spliced from 17 exons.